This is a messenger RNA of Acipenser ruthenus (sterlet), 1214 nucleotides long. Its product is annotated as THO complex subunit 4-like. The record is from RefSeq and is a predicted model, not a curated record. Lineage: Eukaryota; Metazoa; Chordata; Actinopteri; Acipenseriformes; Acipenseridae. Gene Ontology annotation, molecular function: mRNA binding. Gene Ontology annotation, biological process: mRNA export from nucleus. The coding region runs from base 101 to 910 and encodes 269 amino acids. Gene Ontology annotation, cellular component: nucleus. The transcript is spliced from 6 exons.
UCACCGCCUGGCUACUUAAGAAGCUGCCAUUGCUCCAUUUCUUUACUCCGAACUGCUCUCUUUUGGGAAGUUUGUAAUUUGAAUUCGGCAACAACACACGAUGGCUGAAAAGAUGGAUAUGUCCUUGGACGACAUCAUCAAGCAGAACCGGCAACGUGGUGGCGGCGGAGGCCGUGGUGGGAGAGGCCGGGGUCGAGGAGGAUCUGGCGGAGGCCGCGGUGCUGGAGCAGGCCGACUCGGGGGAGGCGGUUUUGGGGGACGUGGAGGCGGCGGAUCGGGCCCAAUGCGGAGUCGUCAGAAUCUCACCCGGGGAAGAAGCAGCAGACCCACACCGUACAGCAGGCCAAAGCAGCUUCCAGACAAAUGGCAACACGACAUGUUUGACAAUGGCUUCAGCAGUGGAGGGGGUGGAGGUGGUGCUGGAGUAGAGACUGGUGGGAAGCUCUUGGUUUCCAACCUUGACUUUGGUGUUUCUGAUGCAGAUAUCCAGGAGUUGUUUGCAGAGUUUGGCACCCUAAAGAAAGCAGCAGUACAUUACGACCGGUCGGGACGGAGUUUGGGGACAGCAGAUGUACACUUUGAGAGGAAAGCGGAUGCAUUAAAAGCAAUGAAACAGUAUAACGGGGUCCCUCUUGAUGGUCGCUCAAUGAAUAUUCAACUAGUCACGUCGCAGAUUGACACCCAGAGAAGACCACCAGUCCAAAGUUUAAGCAGAGGUGGUGGUGGCAUGAACAGAAACAGAGUGGGAGGUGUCGCAGGUGGCUUUGGAGGCCCUAAUAGACGUGGUGGCUCCAGAGGCAGAGGAAGAGGAGGCAGAGGAAGGGGAGGCAGAAGUGAAAAACAGCCGCUGUCUGCAGAGGAGCUGGAUGCACAGCUGGACGCUUACAAUGCAAGGAUGGACACCACUUAACUUCAGUCUUUUUCACUUGGGAGGGACACAAGAUCGGUGCGGCCAAUCAGACAAGGAAUGGCGACUUUGUUCUACAUGUAGCUGUUUCUUGGAAUAGGUUUUAAAUUCAUGUCGUCCCCCCCCCCCCCCCCCCUUUUUGUUUUUGUCUAUGCAGUUGUGUGUUUUGUACUGAAUUUUUUUUUUUUUCUUUGGGGAGGGGUGGGGGGGGAGUUUUACUGGCUGCCUGCUACUGUGGGAAGUAUAUGUAGGGGGUAACUUGCUCCCAGUCAUUAUAAUAAACCUACAGUGUAUUAACCAAAGACAA